Molecule: messenger RNA, 1780 nt
Organism: Blepharisma stoltei
Lineage: Eukaryota; Ciliophora; Heterotrichea; Heterotrichida; Blepharismidae
Source: the annotation of a GenBank genome assembly
AUGAUCAGGAGGUUCUUCAGGUUCAGCUUUCCUACACUUUAUACCCCUGGCCCAGUAAAAACUACCCAAAGAACCAAAGAUGCUGUUUUAAUUGACUAUGGGUCAAGGGAUCCUACAUUUAGCAGGAUGGUUGAAGAAAUUAAAGUUAAGGUACUGAGGAUUGCUGAGCUGAGCGAAACAGAAUAUACAACGAUUAUCAUGCAAGGACCUGGAUCAUAUGGAGUUGAAGGAGCCCUAGGAGCAAUUAAAAAAGAUGGGAGCGAAAAAAUUCUUGUGGCAAGAAAUGGGCAUUAUGGUAUGAACAUUGAAAAAAUAGCUAGGACACUUAAAAUCCCUUAUAAAGUGAUAGAAAAGCCAGAAAAUCAGUCAAUCACUCCGAGUGAUGUAGUAAAUGCAUUAGAAGAUAAUAUCACCCAUUUCUCAAUGGUCCAUUCUGAAACCCCUACAGGAAUGCUUAACCCACUGAGUUCAAUUUGUCAAGCUUUAAAUGAAACCAAGCCAGGGCUUGUAAAAAUCAUUGACGGGAUCAGCUCUUUUGGAAUGGCACCUAUUGAUUUAAAAUCAGCCAAAAUCCAUUAUUACUGCACAUCAUUCAAUAAAUUCUUACAAGGACACCCUGGUUCUGGACUUGUCCUUGCAGAGCUAAACCAAUUAAAAAAGACUAAAGGCUUAGCACAUUCCUUAUCUCUUGACUUAUAUGACCAAUGGGACUAUCAGCUUAAAAAUUACGGCCAAUUCAGAUUUACUCCUCCUACACAUAUGCUGGCAGCUCUUCAUGCAUCUUUAUGUGAAGCUGAAGAACAUGGAGGAAUUCAAAGAAGGCUUGAGAUCUUAACUCCCCCCCCUUUAAAUUGGAACAAAAUAAAGGUAAAAUUUCCACUUUUUUGGUAAAUUAACCCCCCUUUAAAUUGGAAAAAAAUUGAAUUUUAUAAUAAAACAUUUUAUAUAUAAAAAUCAUAAUUUUUAUGUAAAAAUUUUUGAUAUAAGUUAAAUGUUUCUUCUUAACUAAAAUUCAAAAUUUACUUAUUUCUUGCUUUAUUUUAAAAGAAUAGAGUAUAAAUAACAUCUUAUUUAAAUAAAAUUAGCACUUUGAUCGAUAAAUUUUCUAACAAUUUUUUUUUUUAAUUUUGUUUUAAAAAUAAAAAUAAUAAUUUUUGUGCAAAUAGUUUUGAUACCAAUUAAUAGUGGCGUAUUAACUAAUAAUGAAAGUUUAGUACAUCUUGCUUUAUUUUAAAGGAUAAAGAGUAAAUAGCAUGUUAUUAAAUAAAUUUAUUAAUCUAAUUCGAUAAAUUUUUAAAUUUUUAUAUAAUUUUUUUUUUUAAAAAAUUUUUUUUACCCCCUUUAAAUUGGAACAAAAUUUUUUGUUCCAAUUAAAAGGGGGGGGGAGUAAGAGAAAAUCAAAGAGUGAUGCAUUCAGAGCUUCAUAAAAUAGGGUUUAAGCCUUUCCUAGCUCCUGAAAACCAGGCUUUGUGUGUAACUACAUAUUAUCAGCCUAGCCAUCCUAACUGGGAUUUUAAUACUUUCCAAAAUGCGUUGUGUGAAAAGGGAGUUUGGAUUUACCCAACCUGCGUCACUAAAAGUGCUAGCUCCGUUUUCAUUAAGAUUUUUUAUUUAUUUAAUUAAUUUUUUAAAAAUUAAUUAUUUAUUAGUUAGAAUUAUAAGAAGUAAGACAUUUAGAGUUUCAGUAUUAGGAGAUCAUGACACAGAAAGUACACUCCAUCUUGUAAACAGCAUCAAAGAGACUCUUAAAGAAAUGAAAAUAGAGAUACCAUUGAAAUAA